Amborella trichopoda is the source of this 789-nucleotide messenger RNA. NCBI's taxonomy places the organism in Eukaryota, Viridiplantae, Streptophyta, Magnoliopsida, Amborellales, Amborellaceae. The record is from RefSeq and is a predicted model, not a curated record.
AUGGGUGGUGCCGAUCAGGAGAGCGGGUAUGAGAGAUCAGUGGGUGGUGCCGAUCGGAAGAAUGGGUUUAAAAGGCAUCGGAAAAAUAUCCUUAGGAUUAAUGAGAAGCCUAAUGCGAAUGAUGCAUGGCUGUAUACAAACAACGACCAAAUUGAUUUGGUCAGGAGAUCAGGAUUGUAUCCUCUGAAUAUAGUAUCGAUGAAUCGGCAUAACUGCGGCACAUUAUCUACAAUCAUCGAGAGGUUACACGUAGAGACGAACACGGGGCACUUCAAUGUAGACAUCGUAGAGAUGAUGCCUACACUUGAAGAUAGAUGGAAAGUUCUUCGGUUAAAGGCGACUGGUGUAGUUGUAAUCGUGAGGAGAGUGGAGAACUACGAGGAACAUAUAGUUCGCAUGAUAGGACAGUUGCCAUCUGGUCAUAGUCAUUCUUUUAUCCGACUAACAUGGUUGAGGAACAGGUUUAGGCAGAUACCACAGAACUAUAAUCGCACUACUCUUCUACGAUACACUGGUGCCUACCUCUUUUAUCUAGUCAGGUGCACAAUAUUUGCAGAUUUCACAGAUGGUACAGUUCCUAUAAUCUACUUACAAUUUUUUGAGGAUAUCAACGUAGCUGGUCAAUAUGCAUGGAGUGCAGCUACUUUAUCAUUUUUGUUUCGAGCCUUGUCAAAGGUUGUUCAUGAUGAUCAUCAACACUUAAGUACACCAGCCAUUAUUUUGCUGUAUUGGGUGUACGAGCAUUUCAAAUUGUUGUGCCCAAUUCCAAAAGAAAUAAAGGCAGGGUAA